Messenger RNA from Macaca mulatta (Rhesus monkey), 1898 nucleotides. Lineage: Eukaryota; Metazoa; Chordata; Mammalia; Primates; Cercopithecidae. The record is from RefSeq and is a predicted model, not a curated record.
GGGUGGGCGCCCGCGCCUGUCCGGAGAGUCCACAGGCUGGGGGACCGGAGGCACCAAAGGCCAAUAGACAUGUAGGGGCGGGGGCUCCACCGAUUUUUUUUUUCCCGCCUGGUGGACGUGGUCUUGGCAUCCACGCCAAUGAGAGUGCGAGGGCGGGGCCUGAAUAGACGCAGGAAAUGGCGACGGCCGCGGGUCAUUGAGCAGCGGGGGCGGGGCCUGGUUGUGGCCCCUCCUUCGCCCGUCCACAAGCUCCCUGGGUGGGAACCGGGUCUCAGAGUACCUGGCUGGUUGGCCAGACCCCGAAGCCAGCGCUGGGAAGGGCUGCGGAUGCCCGGGUGAAAGAAAGGGGCAGGUCCAAGAAUACGCAGGUCUGGUCCUGGGCAAGAACCGCCCCCUCCCGGGGCCUGCUUCAGUCUUCCUUCGCAGAACACCGGGCCGGGCCCCUUCUCUCUGCCCCCGGGUGCUUGAAGUCUAGCCCCCAUCCUGGUACCAGUGCGCUCUUGGUAGCCUCCUUUCCCAGCUGUCCGCCCGCCGCCAUGCCGCCCUUACUACCCCUGCGCCUGUGCCGGCUGUGGCCCCGCAGCCCUCCCUCCCGCCUCCUCGGAGCGGCCGCCGGGCAGCGGAGGCUCCCAGGUUUGUCUCAGGUAACCCUCGCCUUCCCUGCUGAGGAUCAGAGAUAGAGAAGACCCCCAAGGUCAUACACCGAUUUAAGCAGCAGAGGAGGAGUUUGAGUCCAGGUCCAGCCCCAGUAAUUAUUAUGAACUGUUGGGGGUGCAUCCUGGUGCCAGCACUGAGGAAGUUAAACGAGCUUUCUUCUCCAAGUCCAAAGAGGUACCGGUACCCCUAAGGUGGGGAGGGGGAGCAGGAACUCUGAGCCAGUGGGGGUGUGCUUCAAAUUCCCAGGAGUAGACCUGCAUCUCUGGCUGGUGCCACAUUUUUUUCAGCCCUCACAGUGAGUGGCGGGUGCUCAAGGGUGGGGGGAAGGCUGUGGGCAGGAGCCAGGGGUCCUGUCUGAUGGGCUGGGCUUCGUUUUCUUGACCUGCCUGCCUGCUCUUAAGAAACCUGGACCAGGGCAUAUGGUGAAUGCAGGGGGCUGGCAGGUGGGGAGGGCUUGAACGCAGGAGGAGGCAGGAGUCCAUGCUCUCUGGCCUUCUGAGGAGUGGGCAGGCCUGAGUGAGGGUCACUGACCAGGCAGGGCUCCUGGGUAUGACUGGAGCCCUGGUGUGGGUGGAUGUCAUCAGCAUGGGUCCUGGGGAGGGACAGGCAAAGGGAGAUAAGGGGAGUCCUGCCCCACCCCAGCUGCACCCGGACCGGGACCCUGGGAACCCAAGCCUGCACAGCCGCUUUGUGGAGCUGAGUGAGGCAUACCGUGUGCUCAGCCGUGAGCAGAGCCGCCGAAGGUAUGAUGCUCAGCUCCGCUCAGGUGGUCCCCCAAAGUCUCCACAAACCACAGCCCAUGACAAGUCUGCCGGCCAAACACACAGCUCCUGGGCACACCCCAACGCACAGUACUGGUCCCAGUUUCAUAGCGUGAGGCCACAGGGGCCCCAGUCGAGGCAGCAGCAACACAAACAAAACAAGCAAGUGCUGAGGAAGGUGAAGCAGAUGCACCUUAACUUCAUGGAUGAAAAGGAUCGGAUCAUCACAGCCAUGUACAAUGAAGCGCGGGAGCGGGCGCGGGCCAGGGCCAACAGAGCCAGCCUUCAGCAGGAGCGACAACAGCAAAGGCAGCAGCAGCCGCCACCACCGGAGCCAACCCAAGUCCCCGAGAUCGUGCCCCCGGGCGCCGGCCCCUGAGGGGCUCACCUGGAUAGGGCCUGCAGUGCGUUCCCGCCUUGCUUCCUUCCCUGGACUGCCCGCUUCCCAAAACGCGUGCAAUAAAGUGAUUCGCAGAGCUA